AUGACAUUUGCCAAUAUGGUAGCUGGUAUUCAGAAUCGUAGUCUAUGGAUCGACGAUGAAUGCACUCAAGACGGUAAGCGAACUCAACCGCGUCAUGCAUACACCGUCUACAAUCGUCAGGCUCAGCUCAUUUUGUCUAUCACUUGGGUUUGGUCGUUUUCUGUGUACUUUGCCUUGCAGUUACUGCUGGUCUCUAGCAUAUUCUUCUCCAGGUGGCGAGCUUUUUGCCACCCUUUUCGAGCGAAUUCAUGUGAACGACGUCUAGAUGACAAGCACGUCUUGAGGCGGCACAAAUACGUCGUCGUCAUUGGCACUGUAAUCGGUGUCUAUUCGGCUUAUCUCACCGCCUAUGCCACCAUACAAGUGCUACAGCUUGUCAAUAUCAGCGAGUGA
This is a messenger RNA of Cooperia oncophora, 393 nucleotides long. The record is from the annotation of a GenBank genome assembly. NCBI's taxonomy places the organism in Eukaryota, Metazoa, Nematoda, Chromadorea, Rhabditida, Trichostrongylidae.